AUGUACUCUGGUAAAAAGAUGGCCUAUCAGAAAGUUAAUGCAGAUCAAAGGGCUCCAGGACAGUCACAAUACUUAGACAAUGAUGACCUUCAGGCCACUGCCCUUGACUUAGAGUGGGACAUGGAGAAGGAAUUGGAGGAACCUGGUUUUGAUCAGUUCCAGCUGGAGGGUGCUGAAAAUCAAAACCUGGGGCAGUCUGAGACUGAAGACCUUAAUCUUGAUCCUAUUCAACCAGCAAUAUCACCCAAAGGAAGAUUCCAGAGACUACAAGAAGAGCCUGAUUAUGUCACCAGUUAUACAAGAUCCACACCAAAGAGCAACCGCUGCAGCUUUUGCCGCCUUUUGAAAAUACUUUGCACGGCAACCAUUUUAUUUAUUUUUGGGAUUUUGAUAGGCUAUUAUGCACGUAAGAGUUGCCUUUCAAAUGCUGCAUCUUCAGGAACAGGUGAUCCUCAGUUAUACCAAGAGAUCCUCAAGGUUAUUCAAGCAGAGCAGAUUAAGAAGUUGUUCAGAAAUUUUACACAACUACAUAAAAAUGAAGAAGACACAGAAAUUUUAAAAAAUCUGAAGACUCAGUGGACUUCUUUGGGCCUGGAAGACGUACAGUUGAUGAAUUACUCUGUGCUGCUUAAUCUACCAGGCCCUUCUCCCAGCACCGUAACUCUGAAGAGCAGCAGCCAAUGCUUUCAUCCUAAUGGCCAGCCAUGUGACAAAGAAGCCAGAAAAGAUAGCAGCCAAGAUCUGCUCUACUCAUAUGCAGCCUAUUCUGCCAAAGGAACUCUCGAGGCUGAAGUUAUCGAUGUGAGUUAUGGAACUGCAGAUGAUUUAAAAAGGGUUAAAAAACUGAAAAAUGCAACAAACCAGAUUGCACUUCUGAAAUUAGGAAAAUUGCCGCUACUUUAUAAGCUUUUCUUACUGGAAAAAGCUGGAUUUGGAGGCGUUCUUCUAUAUAUUGAUCCUUGUGAUUUACCAAAGAGUGCAAAUCUUAGGCAUGAUGCUUUCAUGGUGUCACUGAAUCCAGGAGGAGAUCCUUCGACACCUGGUUAUCCAAGUGUUGAUGGAAGCUUCCGACAAAGCAGAUCAAACCUUACCUCUCUACUUGUGCAGCCCGUCUCUGCGUCUCUUGUUGCAACAUUGAUCUCUUCACCAAGAGAGAUUACCCAUAAUGAUGCCUGCAGGCCUCUCAGUCUUCCCAGUUAUGAAACAAGAAUUGUCAACAUGCAAGUUCAGACAGUCACAAAAUUCAAAACCAUCACAAAUGUUAUAGGAUAUUUAAAGGGCUCAACAUCUCCAGACCGCUAUAUCAUAGUUGGCAGCCACCAUCAUAACUCACACAGUUAUGAUGGACAAGAAUGGGCCAGUAGCAGUGCCAUAACCACAGCUUUAAUCCAGGCCUUGAUGCUGAGAGUUAAGAAUGGGUGGAGACCAGACCGCAGUAUUGUUUUCUGCUCAUGGGGAGGAACAACUUCUGGCAACAUUGGCUCAUAUGAAUGGGGCGAGGAUUUCAAGAAGGUUCUGCAGAAAAAUGCUGUGGCUUAUGUUAGUCUCCAUAAUCCCAUAAGGGGAAACUCAAGUCUACAUCCUGUGGCAUCGCCUUCUCUUCAGCAACUCAUGGCAGAGAAAAAGAAUUUCAACUGUACCAGAAGAGCUCCAUGCCCAGAAACCAAUGUCAGUUCUGUCCAGACACAAGGUGAUGCUGAUUAUUUCAUCAACCAUCUUGGAAUACCAGCUCUGCAGUUCGUUUAUGAGGACAUCAAAGCCCUAGAGGGUCCAAGCUUCCUCUCUGAGGCCUUUUUCCCUAAAUGUGCAACAAAAAUUGAAGAAAUGGAUUCUUCUUUCAACCUUCAUGAAACCAUUGCCAAGCUUUCUGGAGAAGUGAUUUUGCAAAUUGCCAACGAACCAGUUCUGCCUUUUAAUGCUCUCGAUAUAGCUUUAGAGGUUCAAAGCAGUCUUAAAGGUAAUCAAUUCAACACUCAUCAACUUCUAGCCAUGGCAUCACGUCUGAGGGAGAACGUGGAAAUCUUUCAAUCUGAUGAGAUGCGUCCUGCUAAUGAUCCCAAGGAGCGAGCUCCCAGCCGCAUCCGAAUGCUGAACGAUGUUCUUCAGGACAUGGAAAAAAGUUUCCUGGUGAGGCAGGUGCCACCUGGUUUUUAUAGAAACAUCCUAUACCAUCUAGAUGAGAAGACUAGCCAGUUUUCCAUACUCCUAGAGGCUUGGGAACACUGCAAAUCACUUCCAUCAAAUGAAACUCUUCAAGAGGCCCUGUCAGAGGUGUUGAACAGCAUUAAUUCAGCUCAGGUUUACUUCAAAGCAGGACUUGAUGUGUUUGAGAGUGUCUGGCUGAAUUCAACCUAUUUUAUAAAUGAGGAAACUAGUUAA
Molecule: messenger RNA, 2379 nt
Organism: Chrysochloris asiatica (Cape golden mole)
Lineage: Eukaryota; Metazoa; Chordata; Mammalia; Afrosoricida; Chrysochloridae
Gene: NAALADL2
Product: N-acetylated alpha-linked acidic dipeptidase-like 2
Exons: 15
Coding region: 1-2379 (792 amino acids)
Source: RefSeq, a predicted model, not a curated record